Molecule: messenger RNA, 982 nt
Organism: Syngnathus typhle (broad-nosed pipefish)
Lineage: Eukaryota; Metazoa; Chordata; Actinopteri; Syngnathiformes; Syngnathidae
Product: prothymosin alpha-B-like
Exons: 5
Coding region: 116-445 (109 amino acids)
Biological process (GO): positive regulation of transcription by RNA polymerase II; negative regulation of apoptotic process
Cellular component (GO): nucleus
Molecular function (GO): histone binding
Source: RefSeq, a predicted model, not a curated record
CACUCGGCCGCCAGCUUGCUCGGCCAUUGGCACAAUAACACGCUCAACGCCGUAGCCAAGGAAUUACUCCUGUCCAUCGUUUUUCUCGCCCACUUUAUUUGACUCCCCCGAAACAAUGGCAGAUGCCAAAGUUGACUCCGCGUCGGAAAUCUCAGCCAAGGAAUUGAAGGACAAGAAGCUCGUGGAGGAGAAGGAGAACGGCAAAGAUUCCGCCACCAAUGGAAAGGAGAACGAGGAGAACGGCGAGCCCGAGAUUGACGACGAGGAAGACGACGAGGUGGAUGACGAGGACGAGGAAGAUGAUGGCGAAGGUGACGAGGAGGAUGAGGAUGAAGACGAGGAUGAGCUGGAGUGCGGCACAAAGCGGGCGGCCGAUGACGACGAAGACGACGACGACGAGGACGACGUGGAGACCAAGAAGCAGAAAACCGAUGACGAUGAUUGAUGCGGCGGCUCCCGACGGCGGUGGCCCACCGGGCUGCUUCCUGUGGUUGUUCUCAGGGGGCGGGGCCGGAGGAGCGCUCAUCCAAACAAAAGAAAAUGUGGUCAUUAGCGAGUAGAUUUCAACGCCCGCCGUCCUCACGCACAAUCCGGCCUCAACAACGACUACAGCGGAGAAUUAGUUUGUAUUUUUAUUUACAUUUUAUAUUUUUGUACAUAUUGUUGGGAAGGAAGCAAAUGUUAUGUCUUGGUUAACAAGAUCUAUAACCAUAUGACACCCAAGCCCAGUCCAAAACGUUUUUGGCCGUUGAACUCAGAGCAUUCCACUUAAUUCCAUUUAAUGUAUGUACUUGAGCUGUACCAUAGAACGACUUUGUGCUUGCUCGCUCGCUUGCUGGCUGGCUGGCUUGGAUGGAGGAAGGCCGAAGAAAAGAAGAGCCUCUUUCUUUUUUGUUUAUGGUUGUUUUCUGGCCGCCUGUUUUGGUGUACGUGCAAAGUUUGUCGUUUGACAAUAAACCGGACUUUUAUUUUGUGACUUUUA